This is a messenger RNA of Macrobrachium nipponense, 680 nucleotides long. RefSeq lists its product as uncharacterized. The record is from RefSeq and is a predicted model, not a curated record. Bases 46 to 600 code for a protein of 184 amino acids. Lineage: Eukaryota; Metazoa; Arthropoda; Malacostraca; Decapoda; Palaemonidae. The transcript has 5 exons.
AUCCAAGUGCGUCGUAGAAAUUGUGUUUGUGAACCAGAUUUAGGAAUGGGCUUCUUGGUGAAACUGGACUCUGAAGAAAGACGAAAACAAAGGCUGUUUUUGAAAAAACAUGUUACACAAGAUCUUAAGAAGUAUGAUCCAAAAUUUCUCAAGGCUUUUAGUGAUGUUGACAGCAGUGAAGUGGCUGAAGAGACACUGGGUAGAGUUCAGAGAAAUUCACGCUGGUUCAAUGGCAGUCAGAGAAGGAAAAAUAGCAGACACAGGAGAAGUUCCAUUAUGGAUGCACCAACAUUUGAUGAUGAUGUAGUUUAUGACAGAAUAGAAGAGGAAGAGGAGACAGAAGAGGAUGAUGAAACUGGCAUUGCAAAAGAUGAAGUGGAUGCAUUUGUUAGUGAAGAAGAAAUGAGAGCCAUUGAUGAUAAAAUUACAACAUUAGCUGAUGAGCUUCAAGGAUUAGAGACUGUAAGCAGUACAUCUGCAACAGUGGCACCUGGAAAUCAGUCUGUACCAGAUCACUCUACAUUUGGUUCUGAUCCAGUCCAUCUUGAACAUGGAUGCAGGGCCACAGAAACAUCAGUUGACUGUACAGAUGAAGUGUAACUUGGAUCCUCAUGCUUGGAAAGUUAGCAAAGCUGCAAUUGAUGACCAAAUCCGUAGACUGCGACAUCAACUCUUUGUUU